AACAGCUGGUAUUGACCAAUUGGUCCGCCCACGCAUUAACACGCCCCAAUAAAAUCGACACCUUUUGAAUUUGCGAGUUUUUGUUAUUCUCAUAGUGUAUGUAUGUUCCUAUCCUGUAAUUAACACGUCCAAGACAGUUGAUGGUAUAUAAGGCCAGAAGCAGCAGAGUUUGGCCAAAACAUAGUAAAGUCUCGCCUCGUCGUGUCGUCAUGUCGUCCCUGGAUCAUUUUCUUAAGGUGCAAAGGGACUUCUAUAAAUUGAUCGGUUUCGAUUAUUUCACCGUGGGUGAUAGCUGGCAGUAUCGAGGAAUGUGUUUCGUUGUGGGUCUGUCAUCUAUUACGCCCUUCAUUGCGACAGCUGUGUUUCAUAAUUUGACAAGGGUCGAAGAGUUAUGCGAUUCUCUAUGCGCUUUACUAAUCACUAUUUUGGGUUUGUCCAAAUACGCAAUGAUGGUCCAUCUAAGAGGUGACUUUACCGAUUUGAUAAAGAGAUUUCGUAAAAUGAUUGACCAGGAGUUUCACAAGGAGAACGGGCUAAGACAUGUCAUUGAAAAAGAGAAUCGAAGAGAUCAGAUGAUAAGUCGACUAAUUAGAAACAUAUUUUGUGUGGUUUGGUUGAUCAACUCUUCUUUGCCUCAUAUCAAUAGGGUAAUCACCUAUAGGCAAACUGGAAAAUGGGAGCCAUAUAUGCCUUAUCCUUGCUAUUUUCCAUGGAGUACGGAGUCCAGUCCUAACUAUAUCCUCUCCUAUUUGUGGUCCAUAUUUGCCGGAUUAAGUGUGGUCCUUGCUGCAAUUGCUAUUGAUACACUUUUUUGCGGGCUUACACACCAUUUGUGUGCCUUCUUCAAGAUCACACAGAACCGGAUGGCGACAUAUCGUUGCUCUACCCAAAAAGAAACGGAGGACAAUUUGAAAGAGAUAUUUAAAAUCUAUCAGGACUCUUUGAAUAUGUGUGUGCGAUUGAAUGAAUGCUUUGCGCCACUCAUUUUUGUACAAUUCUUUGUAUCGUCUCUUCAAUUAUGCGUCGUGGGGUAUUUAUUUUCAACCCAUUUCAAUGAGCCGCAGGGUAUGUACUAUGGCGCAUACAUGGUAUCAGCACUAAUUCAAAUAUUUUGCUAUUGUUAUUGCGGUGAGUAUCUGAAAACGGAGAGCUUUAAUUUUGGCUGGGCCAUCUAUGAUAGUCCUUGGUACGAGGAGACAAGAUCAUCAGUUGGCAUUACUCGUUCCAUGCUUAUCAGCAUGAUGCGUGCCCAGGACGCUUGUCGAAUCACUGGCUAUUUCUUUGAGGCCAAUAUGCAGGCCUUCUCAGCGAUUAUUCGUACGGCUAUGUCUUACAUAACUAUGUUGCGUUCACUUUCGUAGAAAGGCGCACAGGAAGACGAAUUGAAAUCAAAAAAGAGUUAAUAUUAUAUAACAAAAUUAUCAAAAUGCACGAUAGAUUUCACUUAAAUGGCACCACCAUUAUUAUAAAAA
Messenger RNA from Drosophila willistoni, 1472 nucleotides. RefSeq names its product odorant receptor 47a (gene Or47a). The record is from RefSeq and is a predicted model, not a curated record. Gene Ontology annotation, cellular component: plasma membrane. Gene Ontology annotation, biological process: sensory perception of smell; detection of chemical stimulus involved in sensory perception of smell. NCBI's taxonomy places the organism in Eukaryota, Metazoa, Arthropoda, Insecta, Diptera, Drosophilidae. Bases 141 to 1361 code for a protein of 406 amino acids. Gene Ontology annotation, molecular function: olfactory receptor activity; odorant binding. The transcript is spliced from 4 exons.